AGAGGAGAGGGAAAGGAGGGACAGAGAUGAUCGAGAGAAGAGCAAAGAGGGGGAGAAGGAGGACAAGGAGAAGAGAGGAGAAAAAGAUGACAGAAGAGAGGGAAAAGAGAGAAGAGAUGAUCGUGAGAAAAGAGACGACAGGAGAGAUGACCGGGAAAGAAAAGAUGACCGGUACAAGAUAAUUGUUCGUGAAAAGGCAGACGAAAGGAGAGAUGAUGGGCAACAAAGGGGGGAGGAGAGCGAUAGGAGGCGGAGUCCUCCUAGGCCUGCUAAACCAGAGACCCUCUUGAGACCUUUUGAAGAGGGUCGUCCUGUGGUCAGACUUCACUCUGAGAUGGAGCUAAGGCAGAGUCUCCAGAAGACCUCCUCAGAGGACCUCCGUAGCAGGGUCCGUCCUGCCUCUGAGGCUUACCGCGGGAGCACCCUGCCCAGGUACAUGCCAUCUGAGGAGAUCAAAGGAGGGGAGACCCGCGGACGAGCAGAGUCCACUGGUGUCCGCUUCGCCCCUGUCCACACCCCAGAUCCUGACUCCUCCCGUAGAGAGCCGCCUCCUACCAAACAGGCCAUGCUCCCUCCUAAGAGCCACCCCACUAUCACCACCUCCACGGAGCCUGUCCGGACCUCCACCCCACCCUCCUCCUCUACCUCCCCUGCUGUAGCAGUGGCCAAGCCCGCCAGGACUGUCUCCCUGAUCAUCAGUGAUGACCCUCCUCCCACCCACUCCAAACCUGUCCCCCCUGUACGUUCCAGCCAGGUACCCCCCUCCUCCACCACGGGGGAAUCGGCCACUCCUCCCCCCGUACCCCCCCAUGCCAAGCAGCCACCUGUACCCCCACCCAAACCCACCAACCGCAACAGCAACCCUGCUCUGCUUGUGUCCACAUUGAACAGGGCCUCCAGGGUCCAAGGUCCCCUUUCUCCUCACUACUGUACCAGCUGGAGAAGGCAGGGGGAGCUGGGCCUGUACCUUUCCCUGCCCACCUACCUCCACCGCCGACGGACUGAACAAGCCUGCUCAGCGGAACUCUCUCAGGCUGGCAGUGGUAUCAUCGUUGUUCCUGCCCCCACCAGGCGCUCUCCUCCCACUCCGCCCAAGAGGAUGACACCCGUCACCAAGCACCACUCUGGCGACCCGUCUCCUGAGCCAGAGACCUCGGGCCCCUCUGGUUCUGUCCCUAUCCCAGUCCCCAUACCUACUGUCUCUGUACCCCCCAGCACAGACCGAGACGACACCAGGGACACCCUCAGAGCAGUAGGGUUCCAACUACCCACCUCUGACCCUGCACCAGCACCCCGACCUCUGUCCCAUAUACCCACGUCCACUCCCAGCUCCCACCCCCACUUACAGCUCCCCAACCCUGCCUCCGCACCCCUCCCGGUCCCACUCCCCUUCCCUCAGAAGGACCCUCCCAGCCCCACCACAGAGCCGCCCAGCCACCCCCCAGCCUCAGUCCCAGCCAUCCCCCUUCACAUCCUGAUCCAGCGGGCCCUGUGCUCCCCCAGCCCGGCUCAGGCUAACCCAGAUGGGUCCCAAAGAGCCCACUCCAUGCUGUUUGAGUCCCCCCCAGAGUUCCUCACUGAGGCUGGAGGCCGACGCUCCCUACCCGUCACCAUAGAACCCCUCAGACUACCUGAGGAUGAUGACUUUGACAUGGAGGAGGAGUUGGAGAAGCUUCACCCCAGAAGGAUGCUUCCCCCCAGGCAGCCUGAGCUGGAGCCCAGGAGCAGGAGGGGUCUGGUGGUCGAUCCCAGGGUCAGUGUCAUCCCAGAGGGCCGGGGGCCCGGAGACAGCAGUGAGGAGGAUGAGGAGACAGACUCUGACGGACCCAUCCUCUACAGAGAUGACGAUGAAGACGAGGACGACGAUCCACCAAGUGCCUUGGCCAGCCGUGUGACGAGGAAGGACACCCUGGCCCUGAAGCUGGAACGGGAGGGAGGAGAGGGACAAGAUGGAGUCGGCUGGCAGAGCAGAGAGCAGUGGGAGGCACUCAAGAACAAGAUCGGUACCACGCUCAACAGGAGGUUGAGUCAGAGACCCACAGCAGAGGAGUUGGAGCAGAGAAACAUCCUUCCAGCCAGGAACGAAGCUGAUAUCAGGGCAGAGCGGAGCGAGAUCAAACGCAGACUCACCAGAAAGCUGUCCCAGAGGCCCACCAUAGCAGAGCUUCAGGCCAGGAAGAUCCUGCGUUUCCAUGAGUACGUAGAGUGUACCACGACUCAAGACUACGACCGCCGUGCAGACAAACCUUGGACUAAGCUCACUCCCUCCGACAAGGCUGCCAUCCGCAAGGAACUGAACGAGUUCAAGAGCUCUGAGAUGGAGGUUCACGAAGAGAGCAGGAUCUAUACCAGAUUCCAUCGGCCUUAGCUGUGCUCCCUGGCCCGGCUGCAGAGCAAGCACUUAAAUGCAAUACUGAGCCGGGGGGUUGCAGGACUGCAAUACGGAGCACACAGACCCCUGGUGACUGCAAUUUCCACAGCCCCCUGUCCUGGCACAAGCCUGUUCCUCUCCUGUAAGGAACACUGUUGAUGGCUACAUCUGAAACCAUGGACUAGAGGUGUAUAGCCUGUCUAAACAUGGACUAAGAGGUAUAUAGCCUGUCUAAACAUGUACUAGAGGUGUAUAGCCUGUCUAACCAUGGACAAGAGGUAUAGCCUGUCUGUAACCAUGGACUAUGGAUGUGGCCCCUCAGUCUAUCCAGUCAUUGUUAAAAUCACAGACUAGAAGUGUGGCCUAUAGAUAAACGACUUGCAUCUAAAACCAUGGACUAGGGAUUUGGCCUCUUGGUCAAACCACUUACUGUUUAAACCAUGGACUAGAGGUGACCUCCAUCGGUCCAACCCCUUGCAUAUGAAUCCAUGGGACUACUGGUACUACUGUACUCCAGCGUUGAUCUGCCUGACCAGACAACCCCACAGGGAGAGCUGGAGAAGAACUAGCUGGAAGAGGUUUAGUGGUUUAGGCCUAUUUCAGCUGCCAUUUUGUAGAUUCCCUGUGCCAACACUGACUAUCAGAAUAGGAAGGACAAGAGGGACAGACGGCGAUUGUGACAAAGGAUGUCCUGUUUUGUUCCUCAUAUCACCUCCAUUCUCUGUCGUUCCCUAAAGCAAGAAUGUUCCCAAGAGGCCUUUACUGUACCUGGUUUUUAGAGUUCCUUCAACACUUUGCCCUAUUUUUAAUUGAGAACAGAAAAUAAUUGUAUACGUACUGAUUGUUGAUCAUGACGAUGGUUAACAUUAGUACACGGUAGUAUUAAUGAUUUAAUGUUCAACUAAAUGUGAUACAGAACUUUGUUAGACUACAUGACGCUGGUGAAACCCUCAAACGUGUGUUUAUGGGUACCCAAUGGUACCGCCCUUAUCUCUAAUGGGACAAUACAUGGAGUGGUACGGAAACUGUACGGAGUAAAUGUGAAAUGGCUAUAGCUAGCCUACAUGUCGGUGAUGGGUUUAGUUGUCCAACCACAAGACAUUAGUUAAAUUGAAACCCAAAUGUAGUGUCUACUAGUCAGCUAUCUCGCUGUGUUACAUAGACCUUAUUCAGCAUCGCUCCAUUGUCCCCAUACACAAUGAUGUGCAUUUUAACUGCGCUCUGUUGAUUUAUCUAAGUGAUUUUGUGACAGCCCAUAAUAUAAGCUGACUAAUCGUUUGUUCAGCGUAGUAAUAAGGAACCAUAUUGUUAAAAUGGACAUUUAAAGUAAAAAAAAGAGAAAAAAAAGGAAGUUGUACAAUUUGAAACGUUAGAACUAAUAUAAUUUAAGACACAACCUAAAGCUUUACGUACACUAUAAUUAUUUACCGGUUGAUUUUGAAAGACUGCGGCAGGAACAUGGAUAUAUUUUUACUUCACAUUGUUACUUUGUGUAUGUAGGUCAUUGGUUGGCCUCAGCUGUAUAGACUUAUCCUGUAGAUUGAUUUAAUUGACUUUAUAUUAUGUCUUCCUAAUGUUAAAACAAAUUUGUUUUUAAAUGUAAUUAAAGCGUUACAACAGUGCUAUUUUCUAAUAAUGUUACAGAAGUUGGUACCGAAACAGGGUUCCCUUAUUUUACAGAUGUUUUUUUUUUUAUAAAGAGAUCUUUAAAAUGAUUUGCAAACCUACUGUAUAAAUGAAUGGUCAACUCUCACUCAAAUUAAAAUAAAUGGUUUAUCAUCCUAAA
Messenger RNA from Oncorhynchus tshawytscha (Chinook salmon), 4157 nucleotides. RefSeq names its product phosphatase and actin regulator 4A. Gene Ontology annotation, biological process: actin cytoskeleton organization; neural crest cell migration. The record is from RefSeq and is a predicted model, not a curated record. NCBI's taxonomy places the organism in Eukaryota, Metazoa, Chordata, Actinopteri, Salmoniformes, Salmonidae. Bases 335 to 2368 code for a protein of 677 amino acids. The transcript is spliced from 11 exons. Gene Ontology annotation, molecular function: actin binding.